Messenger RNA from Agrilus planipennis (emerald ash borer), 507 nucleotides. Its product is annotated as glutamate-rich WD repeat-containing protein 1-like. The coding region runs from base 46 to 507 and encodes 153 amino acids. The transcript is spliced from 4 exons. The record is from RefSeq and is a predicted model, not a curated record. Gene Ontology annotation, molecular function: protein binding. NCBI's taxonomy places the organism in Eukaryota, Metazoa, Arthropoda, Insecta, Coleoptera, Buprestidae.
GAAGAUGACGAUGAAGAAGACGGGGAUUAGUCUAAACGUUCUCAAAUGUCAUGUGCAUUGAUAAAACACCAAGGGUGUGUUGAUAGAAUACGGUGUACAAAACUAAACAAUACAGAUGUCGCAGCCAGUUGGAGUGAAUUAGGUGGACAUCAAGAAGAAGGCUUUGGCAUGGAUUGGAGUUCUAUAGCACCAGGAUUUUUAGUUACGGGUGAUUGUAGAAGGAAUUUACAUAUAUGGCGACCAGCAGAAGGAGGCAAAUGGAACGUGAACCAGAUGCCUUUAAUCGGCCAUACUGAUUCGGUGGAAGAUAUACAAUUGUCACCUAAUGAAGAGAGUGUUUUAGCAUCUUGCUCAGUGGAUAAGAGUAUACGAAUUUGGGAUAUCAGGGCACCACCAAGUAAAGCUUGCAUGCUGAGCAAUGACCGAGCACAUGAAAGCGAUGUGAACAUAAUUAAUUGGAACAGAAAAGAACCUUUCAUUGUCAGAAGUAAGUUUAACGCUACGUGA